AUGGAUGUGUCCGUUGUGAUCCCAGUGAAAAAUGGUGUGCCUUAUAUUGACGAGUGCUUGGAUUCACUUCUGAAUCAAACGUUCAAAGGUGCAUGGGAGAUAUGCGUUUACAAUGACGGUAGUAGUGACUCAACCGUUUCUCAUGUUGAACAAUUCAUUCCUGGCUUUGCAGCCCGAGGUGUUGACCUUCGCAUCAGAAGUGGUUUGGAAAGUGGAGGAGUUGGUUACGCGAAGAACCGGGCGAUAGAAAUGAGCAAUGGUCGUUUCAUCUGCUUCUGCGACGCAGACGAUCUAUCAGAUUCAUCACGUAUUCAAGCACAAUACAACCUGGCUUCGUCAUGCUCGGGCGGUUCAUUAGUUUUUAUUGGAAGCAACUUUCGGCGAUUACCGGAAGGGUCAACAGAGCGGUACACGAAGUGGGCUAAUGGCUUAUCCAGUGAUCAGUUGACAUCUCAAGUUUUCACUUCCCAUGGCCCCACGCUAAUCGCUCCGACAUGGUUUAUUUCCCGUGAUCUCUAUCAGCGGUUGAACGGCUUUCGAGAAGACUUCCGCAGUGGAUACCCGGAAGAUCUCGAGUUUUUCUAUCGAGCCCUCGAUUUGGAAAAUGUCUCUUUUUUGAAAGUUGAUGAGCCCCUCGUAUGGUAUCGCUAUCACAACGGUUGCGCAUCUUUUGGUGUGCCUGAAAACACCAUUUGGAAAAUGCGUAUCGAUCGCUUGUGUGACAAGGUCCUUCCGGACUGGAAAACGUUCACGAUUUGGAAUGCCGGCAAACAAGGAAAAAGAUUUUUCAAAUCGUUGCCAAAAGAAUGCAAAGCUCGUGUUGUGGCGUUCUGCGACGUUGAUGAGAAAAAGAUAAGUCGAGGAGUGUUGGAAGAGUAUGAUGAGGUUGCUCGCGUGGUACGGUGGAAGUUGCCGAUCGUGCAUGUGAGGGAUGCUUGCCCUCCGUUGGUGAUCUGCGUCAAAUUGGAUAUGACAGGAGGUGACCUAGAACGUUUGGUAGCUGAAUCGGGCUGGGUCGAAGGACGUGACUUCAUUCACUUCAGUUAG
This is a messenger RNA of Ostertagia ostertagi, 1047 nucleotides long. Lineage: Eukaryota; Metazoa; Nematoda; Chromadorea; Rhabditida; Trichostrongylidae. The record is from the annotation of a GenBank genome assembly.